Molecule: messenger RNA, 231 nt
Organism: Brenthis ino (lesser marbled fritillary)
Lineage: Eukaryota; Metazoa; Arthropoda; Insecta; Lepidoptera; Nymphalidae
Source: the annotation of a GenBank genome assembly
AUGGAAAAGUGUUGGAGGUUUUUCAUUUUUGUUCUCGUAGUGAUCUUAUCCUUCGUCAUCACAACCGAGUCAUCAGUUCCACAACCGCGUGCGCCUAACUUCCAGUAUUUUGAAAGGCCAAAAUACCGGUAUCCGUACUACGAUGAAAAUGGCAAAGGAAAAUUAUUAUACGGAUAUGGAGGACCCGAAUUGUAUCAGUACAAAUCUUAUUCGCCUCUUGAGGGCAUCCAU